AGUUUUUCCAAAUGCUCCGCCAGCACCUGGUAUGCCUUGUCAAGGGGAAGACAGAAGUAUAUACAGGAGAGGAGCACGAAGAUGGAGGAAACUUUAUAGAGUUAAUGGACAUAUAUUUCAAGCAAAAAGGUUUAAUAGGAGAGCAUUCUGCGCCUUCUGUCAGGAUAGAAUAUGGGGUCUCGGACGGCAAGGAUUCAAAUGCAUUCAGUGCAAGUUAUUGGUUCAUAAAAAGUGCCAUAAGUUAGUCCAAAAGCCAUGUAGUAAUGAAGCAGUUGAGCCCAUUGUAAAAGAGGAAUCAAACGGCGACACACCGAGGAUAAGUACUCCAACAACUAUAGAAGAUCCCAUAUUAGAGGACCAUCCAGUAGAAGACCCUAUUGAAGACCCCUCUAAGUGUGAUGAGAGUCUAGAGCCUGGUACACAGAGGCAAUAUUCAAUAGCUGAUUUUGAAUUAAUCAAAGUAAUUGGACGUGGAUCAUAUGCUAAAGUUCUAAUGGUAGAGCUGAAGAAAACGAAAAGGAUUUAUGCAAUGAAAGUGAUCAAAAAGGCUUUGGUUACCGAUGAUGAGGACAUAGACUGGGUACAAACCGAAAAGCAUGUAUUCGAGACUGCUUCAAACCAUCCAUUCCUUGUUGGACUCCAUUCCUGCUUCCAAACUCCAUCUCGGCUGUUUUUCGUGAUUGAAUUCGUUCGAGGAGGGGACCUCAUGUUCCACAUGCAAAGGCAACGUAGGCUUGCUGAAGAGCAUGCUAGGUUUUAUGCUGCAGAAAUUAGUUUAGCACUAAAUUUCCUCCACGAACGAGGAAUUAUAUAUCGAGAUUUAAAAUUAGAUAAUGUACUUCUUGACCACGAAGGUCAUAUAAAGUUAACAGAUUACGGAAUGUGUAAAGAAGGAAUUAGAGCAGGAGAUACCACUUCGACAUUCUGUGGCACACCAAACUACAUUGCACCUGAAAUACUAAGAGGAGAAGACUAUGGGUUUAGUGUGGACUGGUGGGCAUUGGGAGUAUUACUGUAUGAAAUGUUAGCCGGUAGGAGUCCAUUCGAUAUAGCUGGUGCUUCUGAAAAUCCUGAUCAGAACACGGAAGAUUUUCUUUUCCAAGUCAUUCUUGAGAAGACCAUUCGAAUUCCAAGGUCGCUUUCGGUAAAGGCAGCGUCCGUGUUGAAAGGAUUCCUGAAUAAGAAACCCCAGGACAGGUUAGGCUGCAGUAAAGAGACUGGCUUUAUGGACAUUGUCAAUCACCCAUUUUUCAAGAGUAUUGAUUGGGAAAUGCUGGAGCAGAAGCAAGUACCGCCGCCGCACAAGCCCAGGUUAGACUCCGACAGGGACUUGGCCAACUUCCCACCAGAGUUCACCGGCGAGCCCGUGCAGCUCACACCAGACGAUCCGUGAGU
This is a messenger RNA of Nezara viridula (southern green stink bug), 1395 nucleotides long. The record is from the annotation of a GenBank genome assembly. NCBI's taxonomy places the organism in Eukaryota, Metazoa, Arthropoda, Insecta, Hemiptera, Pentatomidae.